Messenger RNA from Trametes versicolor FP-101664 SS1, 1430 nucleotides. RefSeq lists its product as uncharacterized. Lineage: Eukaryota; Fungi; Basidiomycota; Agaricomycetes; Polyporales; Polyporaceae. The transcript has 2 exons. The coding region runs from base 1 to 1281 and encodes 426 amino acids. The record is from RefSeq and is a predicted model, not a curated record. Gene Ontology annotation, molecular function: protein binding.
AUGGGUCUGAAGGCAGUACAAGUUGCCUCGCUUUUCACGGCAUCCUCAACAGGAGUAAUCAAAACUGUAAUCAACUCUGUUGCUGAGAUUACCAAGCCCAACGCCGAUGCACCUGGGCCUCUCGCCGUCGUACUAGGAUUCGCCUCUCUACACGCCCUAGGACUCGGUCUCUCGCAACUCAUCUUCAGGCUAUCCAGCCCGCCUCUCCAUAGACUGUGGUAUAACGACGACAUUCUGUACGAGAUAUUCUCCUAUCUAGAACCGGCGGACGCCGCGCAGGCGGGGCUCGUUUGCACACACUGGCACCGGAAUGCGACACACGCGUCCUAUCGAGAGGUCACCAUCCACACAUCCUCCACCUUCUCGCGCUCGCUCGCGCGCACCCUCCUGCUUAACCCGCGCCUCCGCCGCCACGUGCGCCACCUGACCGUCGUGCACUGCGCAUGGCAUCCCCAGGACCACCUCUACGAGUGGGUCCGCCUCCUCCCGCCUAACUCUCUGCGGACAUGUCGCAUAUUCGGCGUCCCCGAUGUUACCAUGAAGCUGCAGGCCAUGACAGCAGUGCUCAAGGCGCGCACGGAGGUCGCGUACUUCGGGUACAAAUACCCUGAAGACGUGCUCCGGGACAACAUCGCCACGGCCGUCAACCCCGCUCGGCGGCGCUGGCUGCAGAAGAUGCUCGCAGCGGACUGGCUGCUGGACCGGCUGAGGCGGUACAAAGACGACAUCGCGGCCGUCUCGCCGCGUCACUCGUUCCCCGACGCGAUCGACCGGUUCGCGGAUGGCGUACAGCUCGCGUUCCGAAGCCCGGCGCAGCUAUAUGUGGUUGCGUCCAUGUCGGACGCGGAGGGCAGGAUAACGCGCGAACGCGUCGACGCGGUGCUGGACGUACUGGGCAAAUUCAUCAAUGCGGCGUCCAUACUCUCGGUCACCCUUACCUACGACGCGCCGCAGAGUCAGCUAACCGCGGAGACGGACGACGAGCCUACCAGCAAGUACUUCGCGCCGUUGCGGUGCUUGUGCGUGUCCGGGGCUUCGCUGGACGACGCAGACUUCCCGUCGGACACGCUGCUCGUGGGCAUAGCGGGUGGGACCCGUACGCGGCUUACAGUUGCAGCCGCGAAGGCAAUUGUCGAUAGGGUGUGGAGGGGGACGAUGCCGGAUGGCCGGCGGCUGCGCGUUGUGAGGAUCCAGAUCAAGCACGACAGGCCGAUGGAUGACCUUGUAGAGCCUUGUGCCGCGUGUGCGUUGUCCGAGUUGCACACAUACUACUUGCUUUGAAUGUGCGUGCCUCGGCGUAUCGUUUGUGUGGAGAAUGUCAGCUAGCUUCGCUGUCGGUAGUGCAUCUUAGAUGGAUAUGUGCUACCGUACAUGUACAGUCUGUAAUACGUCGACUUCGCACUUGGGUUUCUAGAUACUACCGCCAUCAG